Messenger RNA from Mus musculus (house mouse), 5194 nucleotides. It is a transcript of the gene Txndc9, whose product is annotated as thioredoxin domain containing 9. Bases 156 to 836 code for a protein of 226 amino acids. Lineage: Eukaryota; Metazoa; Chordata; Mammalia; Rodentia; Muridae. Gene Ontology annotation, cellular component: nucleus; midbody; cytosol. The transcript is spliced from 5 exons. The record is from RefSeq and is marked validated.
GUAGCCAAUGAAGUGGCGGAGUUAACAGCCCCUUCUCUGCCCUUAACAAUUGCUGCGAGGUUGAAACCUGUGUGAACCCGGUGGGUAUUCUUGAUCUGCGGCUUCCUCUCUCCGUAGGCCUCAUCAAUAGUCCAGCACCAAGACCACUUAGAACAAUGGAAGGUAAUGGAUCCGUCGACAUGUUCUCAGAAGUCCUGGAGAACCAGUUCCUCCAGGCCGCUAAGCUGGUGGAGAAUCACUUGGACUCUGAAAUUCAGAAACUGGAUCAGAUUGGUGAAGAUGAACUGGAGCUGCUCAAAGAAAAGAGGCUGGCGGCGCUCAGGAAGGCUCAGCAGCAGAAACAAGAGUGGCUUUCCAAAGGGCACGGGGAGUACAGAGAAAUCGGCAGCGAGAGAGACUUCUUUCAAGAGGUCAAGGAGAGUGAGAAAGUGGUUUGCCAUUUCUACAGAGACACCACAUUCAGGUGUAAAAUACUAGACAGACAUUUGGCAAUUCUGGCCAAAAAGCAUCUUGAAACCAAGUUUUUGAAGCUGAAUGUGGAAAAGGCACCAUUCCUCUGUGAGAGACUGCGGAUCAAGGUCAUCCCCACGCUAGCUCUCUUAAGAGAUGGCAAGACGCAAGAUUAUGUUGUUGGAUUCACCGACCUAGGAAAUACAGAUGACUUCACUACAGAAACUUUAGAAUGGAGACUUGGUUGUUCUGAUGUUAUCAAUUACAGUGGAAAUUUAAUGGAGCCACCAUUUCAGAGCCAAAAGAAAUUUGGGACAAACUUUACAAAGCUGGAAAAGAAAACUAUCCGAGGAAAGAAAUACGAUUCCGAUUCUGAUGAUGACUAGACUGUGCUGUACUUUAAAACCUUCCGUCUGUCUGUCUGUCUGUCUGUCUACUUCAGAGUUAAGUGUGUUUUCUAAAUUCCUAAAUUCCACUGAUUUCGGCCCAUUGACCAUCUGACACUCUUAUCCCAGCCUGUACACUGUUUGACCAUUUUGUCUGCAGUCAUUGUGUAUAACUUGAGAGAAACAUACUUUAAAUUACCUGGGAGGGUCUGAAUUCUCUAUUUUUGUGAUUGAUUUUAUCAUAACGUGAUUCUUCUAUCUUCAAACCAUUCACAUGUCUGUUUUUAAUCUCCUGAGUUAGAGAUAGGAAUUUGCCCACUAUUGUAAGAGCCAAUGAGUGACCAUCCACUGGGCACCACAUGCACUUCCUUGUCCGUGAUCCGCUUCGUGGAAUGGGUUUCAGGAACUGUUAAAGACUCACUCAUGGUGACUCUGCUGAUGAUAGCGGCAGGAAACCCAGGGUGUGAGCACAUCGCCUUAUUUAAAUAGUCCUCAUUGCACACGCACAUUAUGAGACCUGCAAAAAUAUAAUUAAACCGUUUUUGAGUGGUAACAUAAGGAACUCCAUUGGCUGCUCAGUAAAACAACUUUAGCAAAGGUGAAAUUUCUAAAAGUGUGAGUCUGGAAACUAUGAGAUCAUAUAGCAAACAAAAACAUUUUAAAAAAAAUAUAGGCCAUGUGCUUAGCAUGAACAGAAAUAAUCUGAUGCCCAGAAAUAAAUAAGCCUUGGUAAGAAAAGAGUAUAGCAUCAACUACUGAGAUGGCUCAAUGGAGAAAGGCACUUACCACAAAACUUGGGGACUGGGCCCACUGGUGGAAGGAAAGAAAAGAUUCCUGCAAGAUGUCGUUUAACAUACACAAUACAGGAAAUACAAAUGAGUUGAACUACAGGGGUCUUGGGGUUUGAGAGCAGUCUAAAACAACACAAAGGGGCUGGAGAGAAGGCUCGGCAGUUAAGAGCACUUGAGAUGGCUUCCUGGCACCUACAUGGUGGCACACAGCCAUCCACUAGCUCCCAUUCUAGGACUCUGAUGCCUUCUGACCUCCAAGGCCACCAAGCACAGCAGUGCUCAGUGGUGAGGGGUUCCUUCAGGUAAGCCAGGCUGUUCUGGUGAAUUGACACACCCACCUUCCAAGAAGCCCACCAGAUGUGGGCUUUGACGAGGCUGUUUCCUCCAGACGAGUUUGCAGUAGAGAGGAAUCCCAUUUGUGUUACUGCGACUGAGAAGGCAGGAUCCAGGCACCACCUUGAGAGGGAACUGAGCCACACUUGGAGUCUGAGAAUGGAGAACAGCCAUCCAACAGACAACCUAGGAGAUGGUUAUGGAGAGUGGGAGGGCUACGUGCAAGAGACAAGUUAGGGCAGUACAGUGCACAGGGAAAAACCCUGCCCUGGAUGCCAGGACCAGAUUACAUCAAGAAUAAACGUGCCUGUAGCCCUACUCCUGAGGUCAUCGGGUGGACCGGCUGGUGAUGUUAUCUAGGUAGCGGUACGGCCACAGAUCCUGAAGACUGCAGCACCAGCAGGCAAGCUCCCAUAGCUACAUUCUUCCAGCAAGACAAAAGCAGAGACAAUGUGAUGUCUCGGUUGCUCCCACACUCCCAGUGCACUUGGGAGACCACCACAGCAGCCUAUCAGCCACUUCUGGGGAUCCAGUCCAAGAAUGAAAGCCCAUAGGCUGCAGAGCUAAGUGCGGCCAGUAGAGGACGCUACUACAUAAAGGUGGGAAGCUAUUCAAGUGGAGCCAGGUCCUGUGGGAAUCUGACACUUGCCAAACAGGGCUUAACCUUAGAAAAGAGCCCUGGUUCAACAGCCUUCACCAUCACAUCAGCCCCUGAGACUCCCCUUGCCCUUCUUUCUUUGACCUUCUGGCCUACCCUUGUAUUUAACUUUUGUUCAACUCAUAGCGAUUCUUUUAUCCUGGUGUUACUCAUCUCAUCAUGAAAUACUUCAUUUUGGUUAUGCAUUUUUUUCCACUAUCUGGCGGUAUUUUUUUCUUUUGUUCCUCUCAACUAGACUUUCAGCAGUAUUUAACUUUGUCUUACUGGGGAUAGUCUUUACUUUUUUGUUUUAAAAAUCUCAUGUUUCUAUUUUGUUCUUUACUUGAGGGGGAAGGUUGGGACGGGGACUUUCUACAUUGCCCUCUGUAGGCCAGGCUGGCCUUGAACUAGAGAUCUGCCUCCGGAACUUGUGAACUAAAAGGCAGUGCUGAACUCCCCUUCUUAACAUUUAUCUAAUUUUGAGUUUUAAUUUAAUUAUUUAAAAAUCUGGAAUUUUUAUUAUGUAUUUUUAUGUAUUUUUUCUAUUCUACUCUCUCUUUUCCCUUCCACGACAUUCUUCUCUACCACUUCUCUUUAACUUUUGGUUCAUUUACUAUUAUUUCUCUAUUUCCCUUCUUUUUUAUCUCAUUCAUUUGCUAAUGCUACAUUGACCCUAAAUAAUUCUUAAUUUAUAAAAUUCUAUAGUACAUGCUCCCGUUCUCUGUUUGAUGGUCACGGGUGGUGUACUAAUGGACUUUAUUUUAGGUGUAUUUCUAUCUGUGGCUGUUGCCACUACAGUAGCUCCCUUUCUCAGUACAGGGCAGUAGUAGGGACUGAGCCCCAAGAGCGAGUUGCUUACUAAGAUUUGCAAGUAAAACCAGGAGAGAACCAAACCAAAGAUGUGCCAAUUUUAUCAGAGAAACAACAGAUGUAUGGGGUGUGGGUGCAAGCAAAAUAAUAUGAUUAUCAAGAAUGUAACUUUAUAUUCAUUAUUUUUAAAAGGUGGAAGAUUUAUGUCAGCAGAAAAGGAAGCAGCGUAGAAUUAACAGUUUUUAUGUUUGUGUACAUGUGUGUAUAUACACAUGUGUGCAUGUGUAGAGGUCAGAAGACAACUCCACUAUGUGAGUUCUUUUUUAAUGUAUACAAGUACACUGUUGCUCUCUUCAGAUACACCCAGAAGAGGGCACCCAUUACAGAUGGUUGUGAGCCACUAUGCGGUUGCUAGGAAUUGAAGUCAGGACCUCUGAAAGAGCAGUCAGUAUGCUUAACCACUCAGCCAUCUCUCCAACCCCCCCCCACUCUGUGAGUUCUAAGGGUUGAACUCAGGUCAUCAAGGUUGGCCCAGUGGGUAAAGCUGCAUGUUGCCAUGCCUGACAACCUGAGUCUGAUGCCCUGACCUUCUGCACUGAUCAGUAAUCUCAGUGUACCCCUAGGAUCAGAAGCAGACAGAGGACUCUUCCAGCUAGCUUGCACACACUGGUGAAGAACCCCUUCCUCACACAAGGUAGAAAAGGAAAGGCCAAAACCCAAUGGUUGUCCUCUAUACUCCAGGCACAUACUCACCAUGUCCACACAGAAGAACAUGCAUACACACAAGUUUCCUUAAUCCCCCAAGGCCCCGAUACCAAAACUGGUUAAGAACACAACAACAAAAGAAGUUACAGGUCACUUCACUUGAUGUACAUAGAAACGUUCUCCAUAAAAUGCAUACAAAAUCAUAUUGAAGAGAUACUAAGAUCAAAUGUCAUAGCGCAGUUGGUUUUGCCUGAGGAAAGGGAGGUUUAAGCAAAAAUAAAGUCAAUCAAUCAAUCAAUGUUAUGCCCCAUGGGCCUGAGGAAAUGGCUCAGUGGUUAAGAGUGCUCAGAGCUCUUGCAAAGGACUCUGCUCUGGCUCCCAGCACCCACAUCAGGUGGCUCACAACCGCCACCUAUAACUCUAGUUCCAAGGGAUGUGACACCCUAUGGAACUUUGAAGACACUUUCACGCAUGUGGUAAACUCAUACAGCCUCACACACUUACACAUGAUAAACAUUGAAAAAAUGCUAUCCUACACACACACACACACACACACCCAGCCUUAAAGGAAAAAUCACAUGAUAAUCCCCACAAACACUGGAAAGGCCUUUGACAAAGUUCAAUUCUAAAGAAGCUAGGAAUAAGAGAAGCACAAUGUACUGGCUAGUUUUGUGUCAACUUGGCACAGCUGGAGUUAUCACAGAGAAAGGAGCUGCAGUGGAGGAAAUGCCUCCAUGAGAUCCAGCUGUAAGGCAUUUUCUCAAUUAGUGAUCAAGGGGGAAAGGCCCCUUGUGGGUGGGGCCAUCUCUGGGCUGGUAGUCUUGGUUCUAUAAGAGAGCAGGCUGAGCAAGCCAGGGGAAGCAAGCCAGUAAAGAACAUCCCUCCAUGGCUUCUGCAUCAGUUCCUGCUUUCUGACCUGCUUGAGUUCCAGUCCUGACUUCCUUGGUGAUGAACAGCAGUAUGGAAAUGUAAGCUGAAUAAACCCUUUCCUCCCCAACUUGCUUCUUGGUCAUGAUGUUUGUGCAGGAAUAGAAACCCUGACUAAGACAAACAAUAUAAUAAAGUGGUGUAUGAAAAACUUA